CUACUUCCGGGUCCUGCGUAGACAUUGAAAGAGUGGCGCGAGAAGCUGCAGGCAAUUAAUUUGAUAGCACAUAUCAAUGGCUCUAACACAAUCAUCAUUCUUACUGGGCUCCAAUGAGAGUGAUUCUGAGGAGUUGCCAACCUUUGACUUUCUGAAGAAGGAACCAUCUUCAACAAGGAGGCAGCCUCAGAGAGUGGAGAAGGUUUUAAUGAUUGACAUCUCAGAUUCUGAGGCUUCUUAUCCUCCAUCACCAGGGUUGAAAAAUUCACCACCUGUCCCAGACACAGCUGAAACUCUCACACAAGCAGAGCCUGUCAGAGUGCUAAGCAGUGGAAGUGAGGAUGAAGAGAAAUUUAUUCCCCUGGCUGAGAGGCUUACAUGUAAGUUUUUGUCACACAAGCAGCUAAGCCCUGAGGAUUCCAGCUCCUCAGUGAAAAGUACUUUGGAUUAUCAAAAUAACAAAGGAGCCUCAUGUAACUGGAAAACACAGCCGUUUCUAAAGAUCCCUGAUUUUCCCCUCCAUGAUACCUCAGAGAGGAGUACAAUAGAUAACCAGGACCCUGUCUUAGACAAUCCAUGCCAUCAGCUUCUAGCCUAUCGGUCUACCUGCCUUGCCCAGAGCAACCGGUUGGCAAUAACCAAAACAAACUCUGACAUCCUCCCACCUCAGAAGAAAACCAAGCAUAGUCAGAAGGUCCAGAGAAGAGGCUCUCAAGAAUGUCAUCCACAAGGACAAGCAAGCUGGAAGGAAAGCACCCUGAGACAGCAGGAAAGGAAAAAGAAGGCAGCACUGGUCAACAGGCUGAAAGCCCAGAGGCCAGAGGAAUGCUUAAAGCACAUCAUCGUGGUACUGGAUCCAGUGCUUUUACAAAUGGAAGGUGGGGGUCAGCUCCUCGGAGCCCUGCAGUCCAUGGAGUGCUGUUGUGUGAUUGAAACCCAGGCUGUGCCUUGCAGUAUCACAUGGAGAAGAAGAGCAGGACUGGCUGAGGAUGGAGAGGACUGGGUGGAGGAGCCUAUAAUCCUGGUGUUGCUGAUGGCAGAGGCUUUCGUGUCCAUGGUCUACAACUUAAAGCAGGGAAGCCCUGGCAGCACCAAGGAAGGGAAGGAAACCCUUCAGGACUUCGUAACUAACAUCACAGCAAGGACAGGGGGAAAAGCACUGUCUCUGGUGAUUGUGGACCGGGAGAAAUGCUUCAGCCUGGAACUGUUGUCCUUCUUUGAUUUGCUUGCUUCCUUCAGGACUCAGAAUCCUCCAAGGAGAAGGAAAUCAGGAGUGGUAAAUAAACAGGCCAAGGAAAAGCAACAGAGACUACAAGAGCCCAGCACAAGGUCCAUGGUAUCCAGGGUAGACAUGGAAGAGGCACUGGUGGAUCUGCAGCUACACACAGAAGCCCAGGCUCGGAUUGUACAGAGCUGGAAAGAGCUGGCUGAUUUUGUCUGCACCUUCACAAAGGCUGUGGCUGAGGUGCCCUUCAAGAGGCUCCGAGAUCAAACUAGCUUCUCGUUCUGCCUGGAGAGUGACUGGGCUGGAGGGGUAAAGGUAGACCGUGCUGGUAGGGGACUCGCACUGGUCUGGAGGAGGCAGAUUCAGCAAUUGAAUCGAGUUAGCCUGGAAAUGGCCAGUGCCAUUGUGGAUGCCUACCCUUCCCCACAGCUCCUGGUGCAGGCUUAUCGGCAGUGUUUUUUGGAGCAAGAACGCCAGAAUUUGCUGGCAGACAUACAGGUGCGCCGUGGGGAAGGUGUGACUUCCACCUCACGCCGUGUUGGGCCGGAGCUGUCCAGGCGCAUCUACCUUCAGAUGACUUCUGUACAACCAGAUCUCUCCUUAGACAGUGCUGACUGAUGCUAGACCACAGGCACAGAAUGAAAGCUGGAGCUUCCACAGCUUCAGAACCUGACAGCAGUGAGAUUCGAAGCACCUCCUGGGCACAGGCCUGGUUUUCUCCUUAUUUGUGAGUGUCCCUCCCGGUGACCCUUGCAUCUACCUUCACCAGCAUUUAUUCCUCUCCCAGCAAAACUCAGCACCAUGGACAAACCACCCUACCUUGCCCCAGCCAGCCAUCAAAACACAAAGGAGCAAAGACAGACCACUCAGACACGGAUUUAAUAAUUGUAGAAAUCCAAAAGAAUCAGCAUCAAAUCUCAAAGUCAGAGUGAACUCUUGCCUGCAAAUUGGCUUGACUAAGCUCAGCCACUGAGCUGCCUCAACCAGCCAAGGAACUCUGAUGACUAGGCUGACUUCUUUGUUACCUUCAUCUCAUCGUAUGUAUUAUGUGUUUAGUUUCAAUAAAGCAUUUGUACCAAUGGCUCUGGAGCUUGGAGGAAGACUAAAGGAAUGUGUAGUGAUUCUGAGUAAGGUGUGGACCUACACAGCAGAGCUAUCUUUAGGGGAGGAGAGAACAAAGUCCUUUCUUCCAGUAUCAGGACAGUUGUGAGUGGCAAACCUAUCCAGAUGGGCCCCUAGGGAAAA
Castor canadensis (American beaver) is the source of this 2470-nucleotide messenger RNA. NCBI's taxonomy places the organism in Eukaryota, Metazoa, Chordata, Mammalia, Rodentia, Castoridae. The record is from RefSeq and is a predicted model, not a curated record.